UGGACGCAAACCUAGACUCUUGUCACAAUAAAAUGAACGACCUAUUUUGACAGGAAGGCACCAGUCUAUUUGGGCGUUGUGUUUAUAUUUACUUAGUUCCUCGUAAGAAUUUUUGUCACACGGCGGAAGAUUUUCCUCAUCCAAAUAGGUUCCCCAUGUUUAUGACGUUCAAGCACAUUAUGACGUGGCAAGAGAGGUUGCUUUGGUUUGGGCUUCUUGUGUUCUCCUCUGUGUCUUCCCAAGCACAAAGUAUAGACCGUUUUGAUGAGAUUCGUCUUUCGGACGGGGACCUAGGUCCCCACGAAGGGAGACUGGAGGUUUACGUCAACGGUAGUUGGGCAGCAGUCACCAGCACUGGAUGGGGGCUCAAUGAGGCCAACGUGGUCUGUCGACAACUGGGCUUCCACGCAUCGUUUCCUGCUGCCGUCGGUCAUAGAUUUGGCACGGGGAUAGAAACGCCAGUUCUGGACAAGGUAAAAUGCAACGGCGGUGAAAGCCAAUUGGAUGAGUGCUCCAACCGCGGAUGGCUGUGUAGAGGCACCUGCAGCGGCGACAAUUACGCUGGUGUCAGGUGCAUCAAUAAGGCUAUGCCUGAACCACUUUAUCAGCUUCGGCUCGCAGGCAGUGCCUCACAGUUUGAGGGGCUUGUUGAAGUGAGGUACAACGAUUACUGGAGUCCGGUGUGUGGCAUAGCGUUUGACUUCCUGCAAGCGAUCACUGUGUGCCGACAGCUAGGCUACGGGCCGCCAAAACACUACAGGAUCUUUACUGAAAUUGAUCCAGAAUCCCGUCCCAAGCUUAUCCACCGUGCCUCAUGUCACACGUGGCACCGCAGCCUGCUGGACUGUGGAGUGAAUGAAGGAGACGGGACAGUCUGCACACCGUCCGACCCUGCUGCUCAUGUAGCAUGUAACAAACCCUCAGAUCCCUACCCGUUGUAUUUGGAUUCCCUGUCGCACCGGUAUGAGGGCGCUGUUCGCAUUUACUCGGACGGGCAGUUCGGAAAGAUUUGCAACACUGGCUGGACCCUGCAGGACGCCCAGGUAGUUUGCCGUCAACUAGGCUAUGGCUCAGCGGUCGGUCAUAACGUAGCUCCUGAAGAUCUUGCGGGACCAAGUGGCGAGCCUAUUCUGCUUGACGCUGUGCAGUGUAACGGCAGCGAAUCUCUCUUAGCUGAGUGCAGUCACAAGCCUUUCAGAGACACAGCAUGUGAUGACCAACAGCAGGCAUUAGUAGAAUGCCGAGAACCAGCGCUAGAGGAUUUGACGCUGCACAUCGCUGACGGCAGCGCUUACCGAGGCCGCUUAGAGGUGGCCUUCAAUGGCGAAUGGUUGGCCAUCUGCAAUGACACCUGGGAUAUGGCCGCGGCCAACGUCACGUGUCGUCAGAUCGGUCUCGGACCAGCGCUCUUGGCGACGGCGGAGUUUGAAUUCAAGCCGCAGUUCGUAAUCUGGAACGAAGUCUCGUGUGAAGGAACAGAAGAUAGGCUAGCUCAAUGCCGGACGUCGCAGAGCGGACAGUAUUCGUGUGCCAGUGGUAAACUGGCUGGCGUGACCUGCAGCCCCUAUGGGAUACCCAACAAACAAGCAGAUAAAUUACAUCUGACUGCCGGCAUCUUGCCACACGAUGGCGCUGUUCAGCUGUACAGAAACGGCAUCUGGCAGGCGGUGUGUCCGUCAGGCUGGGACGGCAGGGACGCUCUCGUUGCCUGCCGUCAGUUGGGCUAUCGCGGUGCUGUCGAUAACAACGCGUUCACCACAGAGGGGCCCUUCUACAUGGACAACGUGACGUGCGCAGGGUCAGAGUUGAACUUGACUAGCUGUGGGCAUGACCUCUUGAGGCAAGGAGCGAGGUGUAAGAAUGACGUGGGCCAAGCUGGUGUGACUUGUAAUCCCUUCACUGGAAUCCAAAGUCCUGCAGAUUCCACGCCCCUUCGUCUCGUUGGGGGCAAGACGUCGCGAGAGGGGCAAGUACAGGUGUAUUUUGCUGGCUCCUGGGGUGCAGUGUGUGGAGGCAGGACCUGGGACAUGAAUGCUUCCCACGUGGCCUGCCGUCAACUUGGCUAUGAGCGAGCUGAGGAGACUGGCACAGGAGACGUAGAGAAGGGGACGAUGUUCUUACUUGAUGGAGUGGAGUGUCUUGGCACCGAAUUGAUGUUGUCAGCGUGCGCUCAUGCUCCGUGGGGACAAGUCAACUGUUCACCCAGUCAGACCGCGACAGUCGUCUGCAAAGAACGUCCAGAUCAAGAAGUCGACGCGGGGAUAAGCGAAUGGGUCUAUGUUGGCAUCGUCAUCGCGGUCAUUGUCAUUGUCCUGAUCAGUGUCCUAGCCACUUGUGUCACCUGGUCCAUGAAGAAGAGACAAGCCGAGCGGAGGAUCCGUGAGGGGCCCGACCAUCACAACGUCCGACACGAGCAUCUGGAACAACGGGGUGCAGCUGCGGAGACCGCGAACAGCUCCAGGCCGGCAACUACUGAGACAAAAAUGGUGUGAAGGAAGGCUAAGGUGUGAAGACAGGAAUGUGUUAUGUGUACAAUGUACAUCACUGCCUGGACAUUUACUCAUAAUUGUCCAGAUAAAUCUAGUAUACAUUCCCCCAGUGGCCUUAUCGGGAUCCUAUGGAGGGGGUCUUAUGGAGGGGUACAUGGAGGGGCCUGUUUAGUAAGGGGGGGGGAGACUCAAUUGGCUUUGAACAAUAAGAAAAAGGUCAGGUCUGCCUUUCUCAAAUUCUGAGGUGGUGGCACAAGUGAGGUGGGGAGGGUGGGCAUAGGUCUUGGGGGAUGGAGAGCCAUGCCCCUCUUAGUUAUACAAAAAAAAAAAAUUGUGUGAAAUGUAUAAAUAAGUGAUUCUAUGAAAAAUUAAAAUGCUCGCAUUUUGGAAUAAUAAACAAGAAUAUUUUCAAGGUGCCAAAUAUCACCUUGGUUACAGGAAAACAGUUUUUACUAAAAAUGUUAUUUGAUAUUAAGAUUAAUUAGUAACUCAUCUGUAAGCGGAAUUGUAUUGCUUGUUUACAUUGUGUUACAAAAGUGAAUGAUUUGUAUAUGCAUGCCAAGUAUCUUUCUAAAUUAUGUUACAUUUGUGUUAUUUAAGUUUUUGCAUGUUUUUGUGUGUAAUCUAUGUUUUAUAUGCAUGAAAUGCAUUUCUGUUCUCAUUUAACAAAAUGUCAGUCAGUGUUAAUACAACAGGAUAAGUAAUUUUUAUAAUUUGUUUGAUUGAUUCACAAAAUGCAGUUUUAGCUCAGUAGAGAAACAAAUAAUGUCAUUUUUUCUGAAAUGGAAUUAUUUCAGUGUCGCAACCAAAUCAUCUAAAAUAUAAUUUAUUCAAAGGUUUUGUCAGAAGGUUCAAGCUUCCGUAAUACCCAGGGCGGAUGUGACUUCAUCCAUACACUUGCUUUAAUUUCAGACAAGAGUUUGAAAAUACCGAAAUUGUAAACAAUGUUCAAAAUGCCAUGACUUUGCAUCUGUAGCGCCCAGACAAAUUUGUGUAAUUGUCAGCAUCAACAGGGUAUUGAUUAAUUUAUUCGUUUUGAGUUUUUACUGAGAUAACCACUUCGUGCAUUCCUAAAUUUGUCUUCGAGGUAAGAAUUUGUUUUCAAUUUUGACCUAGUAACAUUUGUGUGUGUGCGUGAAUGAAGCGCAUGUCAGGUUUUUUUAAUUGAUGAAAUAGCAUGUGACGCUCUCGUUGGGAUUUGUUUACACUUUUGUGUUUUUCAAGUAUGAUUUUUUUCGAGGCAAAACAUUUUGUGUAUUUAAUUUGUGCUUGUUUAUUGAAUCAAUUUAUUAAUAAACAUCCUGUGAGGAUAAUGUGCUUUAUUAUCAUUUAAUUGUAUAGGGAUUAUUUUGUUUUACUUGUUACUUAAAUUAUUUAAAUUUAUUCAGCCAACUCCGUUUUUGUAAUAGGGAAUAGCAGUUUAAACAAAUUUGGUUCGUUUGUUGUUGCAGUGUCAUUUUAAUGCAUUCUCUUGCCGCAUUCACUGUCUUUCUUAAAUCUUAAAAGUUCCUAGUGGUUUUGAAAAGUUACAUUUCGAUGAAUAAAUCAAGUGAUAUCAGCAGUAAUGUGA
Patiria miniata (bat star) is the source of this 4059-nucleotide messenger RNA. Its product is annotated as deleted in malignant brain tumors 1 protein-like. The record is from RefSeq and is a predicted model, not a curated record. The coding region runs from base 156 to 2492 and encodes 778 amino acids. The transcript has 13 exons. NCBI's taxonomy places the organism in Eukaryota, Metazoa, Echinodermata, Asteroidea, Valvatida, Asterinidae. Gene Ontology annotation, cellular component: membrane.